Phaethon lepturus (White-tailed tropicbird) is the source of this 578-nucleotide messenger RNA. RefSeq names its product prostatic spermine-binding protein-like. NCBI's taxonomy places the organism in Eukaryota, Metazoa, Chordata, Aves, Phaethontiformes, Phaethontidae. The transcript has 3 exons. The annotation marks the transcript as partial. The record is from RefSeq and is a predicted model, not a curated record.
GGGAUGAGGAGGACGAGGGGGAGGAAGACAACGAUGAGGGGGAGCAGGAUGAUGACAAUGACGAGGAGGAGGAGGAGGGGGACGAGGAGGAUGAUGAGGACAAUGAGGAUGAGGAGGAGGAAGGUGAGGAGGAGGAAGAUGAGGAGGAAGAUGAGGAGGAGGAAGAUGAGGAAGAUGAAGAUGAGGAAGAUGAUGAUGAAGAUGAGGAGGAGGAUGAGGAAGAUGAAGAUGAGGAAGAUGAUGAUGAAGAUGAGGAGGAGGAUGAAGAUGAUGAGGACGAUGAGGAUGAUGAGGAUGGCGAGGAUGAGGAUGACGAUGACGACGAUGACGACGAUGACGAUGAGGAUGAUGACGACGAUGAGGAUGACGAUGACGAUGAGGAUGAUGACGAUGAUGACGAUGAGGAUGAGGAUGACAAUGAGGAUGAUGAGGAUGAGGAUGACGAUGACGACGAUGACGAUGAGGAUGAUGAGGAUGAUGGCGAUGACGAUGAUGACGAUGACGAUGAGGAUGAUGACGAUGAGGAUGAUGAGGAUGCCGAGGAUGACGAUGAGGAUGACGACGAUGACGAUGAGGAU